Messenger RNA from Dermacentor silvarum, 4655 nucleotides. RefSeq names its product apoptotic protease-activating factor 1. NCBI's taxonomy places the organism in Eukaryota, Metazoa, Arthropoda, Arachnida, Ixodida, Ixodidae. The record is from RefSeq and is a predicted model, not a curated record. Gene Ontology annotation, molecular function: ADP binding; protein binding. The transcript has 21 exons. Gene Ontology annotation, biological process: regulation of apoptotic process. Bases 296 to 4258 code for a protein of 1320 amino acids.
AAUCGAAUCCGAUAUAAGCGACACCUGUUGCUAUUUUAACGAUACUGCGCGCACGACCAGUGCCACACCACACUGCGAUCCGUACCAAUCUGGUUCUUUAUUCUAUGCACCAACCUUGAUCCGUGCAGUUGGUUGGUGUGUGUGCUCUGUGCCGUUUGUGAGGUUGCUCAAGUUGUCCGUGCGCGUGACGACAAGUUAGCCUGUGCGUGUGCAUGUUGAGACUUGCAAAUGGUAGUCUGAGAAUUAUGAAGAUUCGAGGAACUGCUAUGGUUUGCAUCUUUGCAGUGGUUCACCUAUGACAACAGAUCUAGAACUCGGAAGCAUUAUGCAUGAAUUGGACACAGCAGAGAAAAUAUGCCUCACAAAGCAUCGGGAUGCCAUAGUCGCAGAUGUGGAGGCCAAGUUUGUGCUGCCCUACAUUGAAGCAGAAGGCAUCUUUUCAAAGGAAGAGCGUGAAGAUAUCUUGAGACAGGAUUCUGUCGAAAACAAGGUCAGACGCCUUCUUGACGUCUUGUGCGGAAAGGGUGAAGCUGGCUACAAUGUGUUCAUCAGGGCCCUAGAACAUGACAAUGCCUAUGGGUGGAUUGCACAGAAGCUUCGCAUGGAGCAUAGUAACAUCAAGAAAGAGAAUGUUCUUGUGCACAAGGUACUUCAGAAUGGGGGAGUGCCAUUUCGCCUCGUGCACCUGGUGAAACGAAGAAGGGCUGUGCAAGAGAUAAGAGAUGCAUUGCGGUCUCUCUGCUCCAGCGAGCAACGUUGCAAUGGAGCUGUGGUUCUGCAUGGCAUGAUAGGUUGCGGAAAGUCAAUCCUGGCCGCAGAGGCCUUGAGGGACUAUAGGCUGCUGGCCGAAUGCUUCCCAGAUGGGGUCUACUGGCUGCCGAUUGGCAAACUGCGCGAGCCAAGUGAUGUACUGCUCAAGAUGCAUCUUCAGCUCGAUCGCUUGAAUCUUGGCUCGCACAAGGAUGUCAGCACCGUUGAAAUGGCCACCUGUCGGUUGAAGCGAUGGAGUCUGAACGACGUCAAAGUUUUGCUGGUGCUUGACGAUGUCUGGUCCCCUCGAGUUGUGGAGGCAUUUACUGUGGGCUGUCCUCUGCUGGUGACCACCCGAGACGAUUCUGUUGUGAAUGACAUGCAUAUGUACAAGCGAUCCAUUCAUAUCAAUGAAGGGCUCACUCUUGACGAAACUCGGGAACUUUUUGCCAGCAUCUUGAAAAUACCUGAGCAAGAACUGCCUCCCGAAGUUGAAGAGAUAUGGAAUACUCAUCGAGGGCUGCCCCUCUUGAUGGCCAACAUAGCGGCCGUGCUGUUUCCCAAUGCCAAGCGGCCCGACAAAUGGAGGCCAUACAUUGAAGAUGCCCGUGUGAAGGGUCGAGUGAGGCAUGGUUCCGGCAGCACCUACGAUGCACCUUUGGAGCUCAUCAUCAGUAGCCUGGACUCCGAACAGCUCGGAUACUUUCAAAGUUUUGCUCUUUUUCUCGAAGACGUCGACAUCCCGAGUUUAGUGUUUGAGGUGUUAUGGGACAUGGAAGCCGGCGAUGUGGAGCAUGCUAUGGCUGGCUUGGUGCAGAAGUCACUUGUGCGCAUGGAGCCUGUGCACAAUUCUUACACCUAUGGUAUACACGACCUCUACCUCAACUUUCUCAAGAGGAAAGCCACCUCGCUGAAGGACCUCCACCGACAGUUUGUGGAAAAGCUGCUCAAGCGCUGGAAGCCUUGGACAAUGCCGUGUGGCCGUGGCUACCUUUACUGGUACCUGGGCUACCAUCUGGAUGAAGCCGGAAUGGAUGAGGAGUUUCGGGACAUCUUCCUCGACCUGCGCUUUGUUGAGCGCAAGGUUCGAUGCAACUGUCCUAGUGACCUCGUGACCGACUUGCACCGCUAUGAGCACCACUUCCGCUGUGACCCACAGGUUGCAAAAGAAAGGCUGGACAUGCUGAGGUUCUUGCAGCCCAACGCACAUUUGCUGUCUGAUAGAGACACAGACAUCAUCCAGCUUGCCCUGAGUCAACCACGGAGCUCCACUGUACAUCAGAAAGCCUUGGUCCUCGCUAGGGAGCGUGCUGCUGAAGGAGACCACCAGACUCCUUACUUCGAGUGGAUGAACAUGCCAGACAACUGGUCUCAGGCUGAGGUCAGGAUGAAAACUCUGAACGGCGGUGUGAACCACGCGGAAUUCAGUCCAGAUGACACCAUCAUUGCCUCAGCUGGGAAUGACAGCAUCGUCAGGCUGUGGGAGACUCACUCUGGCAAUGAGCUGCAGGCCUUGGCUGGCCACAGAGAGGCUGUGAACUUCUGCGCCUUCAGCCCCGAUGGCCGCAUGCUUGCAUCAGCUUCCUCUGACCGCCAAGUAAUCCUGUGGAAUGUUGGUGAAAGCUUCCAGGCGACUCCAGCAUCUCCCUUGAGCGCAUCAUCCAAAGCAGGCCGGCUGACUGGACGCCGCAGCUCUCGCUGCACUAAAUCUGCCUCUGUGGCACACGAUGCUGCUGUUCUUUGCUGUGCCUUCUCACCUGAUGGCAAGCUGCUGGCCUCCGGGGACGCAUGUGGGUUCGUCAAGAUCCACCGUAUCUUCAAAGGUGAACUUGGGGAAGAGAUGGUGAAGGCGAUCCCAAAGCAGGAGAAUGCUGUCCGCAGCUGUUUUUUCACGAGUGACUCUCGUCGCCUUGUGCUGGCCCUGAACGCCCAGUAUGUGGUCAUAUGGAAGGUGCCAUCUGAUACUCACACAGCUGAAACAGAGCCGCCAGAAAGGCCACAAGUCCUUGACCACACCGACAGUGCUGUUGUGGAUUGCUGCCUCACGCAUGUCCACCGGGGUGCCCUUGGUGCCAGGCAGCAAGUUAUAUCAGCCGCUGGGCAGCACAUUUGGACCUGGGACGUGCGUAACCCAUCGGCAGACAGCGCCAAGCGCUACAACGGCUUCUGGAUGAGCUAUAACCUGACGUGCUGCGCAGUCUCUCCUGACAAAACACUGAUUGCAGCUGGGACAUCACUGCGUGCCAUCUUGCUCUGGAAUGCAGACACUGGAGCAGCUUUGGGCAGCUUCAAAGGCGAUGCUGAAGAUGUGAAGUCUGUGCGAUUCUCCCACAAUGGCAGCCAGCUAGUGUCCUCUUCAUCGGAUGGCACGGUCGUGGUUUGGGAUGUGGACAAUUACCGCAGAUGUUCUCGAGUGGCACUCAUGCCAAUACUUGCCGUAGCCUUUGAGGACCAGAGCCCUUUGGUGGCCACUUUCGAUGAAAGUGGUGUAAUACAGAUUUCAUCAGGGCUCGAGACCAAACAGGUAGUCAGACAUGCCUUUGCUGGCACCGAGGACAACAGAUGCGAAGAGGUGUCAUGCUGCUGCUUCACUCACGACAGAAAGGCUGUCAUCUUGGGUACCAAGAAUGGUCAUGUCAGUCUGUUUCAUUUGGACACAAAGAAGUGUAAGGCUUUGGGCAAGCACAAUGGCUCCGUCACAUCACUACUGGCAUGGCCCGAAGGUCUGGCAAUUUCAGGCUCCCUGGAUACUACCGUGAAGAUCUGGCACAAGGACGGUUCUCACAGCACGCUCGUUGGCCAUAGUGGUCAAAUCACGGCACCAUGCCGCCUGUUUGGAGGCAACUUCAAGCUUCUGUCCUCGUCAGACAAGGGCGAGCUAAUGGUGUGGAACUUGAAGCAGUGCAGCCAGCCAUCUGUUCAUAUUGAGGCUCACAAGGGAAAUCCCGUUUUGUGCUGUGAUGUAUCGUCCGAUGGACAGUGGCUCCUCUCUGGAUCUACUGACAAAACCAUUCAGUUGUGGAAUGCUGAAACAGGCGAGCUGCUGAGUGGCCAGAUGCUUGACGAAUGCGUCCGUUGCUGCCGGUUUGGUCCAGACCCCAGAAGUGUUACUGUAGCAGCUGGCACUGAUGAAGGAUCUGUCUAUGUCUAUCUCUUGGAAGAGGACUUGCUCCAGAAGAUCGGCCAGCACAAGCUUUGGGUCUACGACCUGGCCUUUUCCCCCGACGGCCAGCAGCUUGCAUCGCUCUCGGAGUCCAUUUGCUGGUGGUCCCUGGACUCCUUGGAGUUUGCAUCAGCGCAGAGCUCUUUGGAAGACGGUAGCAUAGCGUCCUUUGAGUCACUGGCUCAGCCUCGCUGUCGCCGUCAGCUGCAGAGGUUCCAGCUGCAAAGCUCUAAGGCUGUGGCCCUGUUUUCAUCACCAGAUUUCAAAACAUUUGUCACUGUCGAUGACUCGGGAAUCCUGUAUGUGCUCAACAGGCUUGCUGCUGCUCAAGUGAGGGAGAGCUGACUGUUUUGUUUUUAUUUGUUUUUUUGUUUUGUUUGCUUCAUUUUGCCUAUAGUUGUAUUGUGAAGGAAGGCCCAAGUAAUGUGUAGCUUGGCAUACAGGCAUUACCAUUCUGUGCGCCUGUUCAUGUGAAGUGCUUUCAUCUGUUGCCACUUCUUUCACAUUCCAACUUGGUGGAAGCAAUUCUGGAGGUUCCUGAGAAGAAAUUCUCCUACUGUAGUUCUGGUUAAGUCGUCAUUGACAGAUCUGUUAGGAGGCCAGUGCUGCCAGUUGUUGUUGAAUUCACCAAGUUGAAUUACUACUCUGGAAGUGCGCAAUGCACAUUAGCUCUUGCACCGAGCAUGUGCACAUUCUGCAUAGUGAUCACAUGUGAUAUAAAGUAAGUGUUGAGCAGCGAGUU